AUGGUUGCGGAUAUGCUCAUCGCCGCUGAAGGCAUUGGUGAAGACAAAUUGAUUUGUCUACUUCGAUGGGCAAAAGUGAGGGAGUUCCAAGAGGUUAAGAGUGUGUCGAAUGUCUACAGUUCCUCCGUGAUACUGAUCAAUCCACCGUAUCCAGAAAUAAUAGAUUUCGCCAAAAGCAUCCCAAAUGAUGGCCUAUUGUUGACAAUUGCAUUCAGCAAACCUGAUACUCAAUUGGUUGUUAAAAAGGAGCAAGAGGAAUACUGGGAUUUGUUUCCAACAUCGACCCUUUGCGAGGUUCUUGCUUUAGAUACCGUUGCCACUGCCAAAAUCAUAUGUACUGUGUACGCUAUCGACACAUAUAUGGGGUGGUACUACAUUGCGUGUCCUAAAUACCAGCACAACAAGGUGAAGAAAGUCCUUCCUGGUCCUAAUCAGAAGGUAGUCCCCGGUUCCAAGCAGAAGUGGUUUGUCUUAAGUGUAAUGCAAACAUUACCAAUGUUAUACAAGUUGCAUGUCAAGGUGAUGGAUAGCACUCGGGAUACCAAUCUCAUAUUAUUUGAUUCCCUGGCAAAAGUGAUUGUUCAGAAUGACGCAUUAGAGUUACUUGGCGGUGUAAUCGACGAGGAUGUACCAAUUGAUAUUACUUUGACACAGCUCAAAGAUCCUGAGGACUUGCCUGAAGGGUUACAGGCUUUGUGUGCAAUGACAUUUCAGUUUGUAAUAGCCGUCGACAAAGAUAAUCUUGGAGGAGGGCAUAACACUUACAAAUUCAUCAAGGUCCUUUCUACACUUGGUAUGAUUGAUGAAACUGAAGCGCUCACCGAAUCAGCUAGGGAUGUUACUCCAUCUGAACUCAUUUCCGACAGCAAUGAAGUCGUUCUUGAAGAAGGGACGUUGAACGAAGGUACGCCGAUUUCCAAAAAACGUGGCGAGAGCGGGGCAGAUGGGAGUUUGACGGAUUUGGAAAGUUCAAACAAGAAAGCACGUCUGAAAGAAGUGAAGAUUGAGAAGAUUGAGAAGAUGAAGGGAAUGGCGUAG
This is a messenger RNA of Microthlaspi erraticum, 1038 nucleotides long. Lineage: Eukaryota; Viridiplantae; Streptophyta; Magnoliopsida; Brassicales; Brassicaceae. The record is from the annotation of a GenBank genome assembly.